This is a messenger RNA of Acipenser ruthenus (sterlet), 1246 nucleotides long. RefSeq names its product E3 ubiquitin-protein ligase TRIM7-like. Gene Ontology annotation, molecular function: zinc ion binding. The transcript has 3 exons. NCBI's taxonomy places the organism in Eukaryota, Metazoa, Chordata, Actinopteri, Acipenseriformes, Acipenseridae. The coding region runs from base 1 to 924 and encodes 307 amino acids. The record is from RefSeq and is a predicted model, not a curated record.
AUGUCAUCGUCUCCGGAGGCGGAGCUGGCGGAGAGCCUGACCAAUGAGGUGACGUGUCCCAUCUGCCUGGAGCUGUACUGCGACCCCGUGCGGCUGGAGUGCGAGCACAAUUUCUGCCGCAGCUGCAUCAGUAAGUACUGGCUGCGGGGCGGGGAGGAGGGCAGUGCCCCGGAGGGGCAGAGCCAGGCCUUCACCUGCCCCCAGUGCCGCGAGAUCUUCCCCCAGCUCCAGCUCAGGACCAACCGGCUGCUCUGCAACAUCGUGGAGCGCGUGCGCAAGCUCCGAGUGGACUCCUGGGGCACGGCUUCGGCCUCUCCACCAGAGGGCAGCGGCGCAGCAGAGAGGGGCACUCCGGCGGGGUUCUGUGCGAAGCAUGGCGAGAGACUGAAGGUGUACUGCCAGGAUGAGCAGGUGGCAAUCUGCGUGGUGUGCGCUGUGUCCAGAGAUCAUAAAGACCACAGCAUGGCACCCAUACAAGAAGCACUGCAAGAGUGCAAGGAGAGGUUUGAGUCGGCGCUGACUGAGUUUGAAGAACAGAAGGAAAAAAUCCGGACUAUGCACUCGAAACACGAGAGAGAGCUGAAUGACCUAAAGGACUCUGCUGCCUCUCUUGAGAGGGGGAUCUGCUCCCAGGUGGAGGAGCUCCUGCAGUUCCUGGAGGCUGAGAAGAAGGCGCUGUGCUCCCAACUGCAGGCUGACCUGCGCAGGCUGGAGCAGCAGAGAGAGGGGGUGCUCAGCGCAGCACAACAGGAAGUGACCCACCUGCAGCAGGACGUGACCUCACUGCAGGGCAGGCUGGCAAGGGAGGGGCUGGAGAAGGAUGGGCAAGAAGUGGGCGACGCCCCAGCGCUAAUUAAGGAAAGUGACUUCCUGUUUUUUUUUAUUAUUAUUAUUAUGGAAGUUUAUGUAAGUUUGUUAGCGUGAAGGAUUGCGAUUCUUUUAACUUUUGAGCAGCUUUUUGGCUGGAUUUGAAAGUGUGUAUACAGCUUCAUACCUGCAGAGGAACUGAACUGCUUGACUCAGUUUCUUCUAGAUUCAGUCACACUGAUGAAGGCUCUAGCUGAAACGCUUGUCUGCUUGACUCAGGUUCUUCUAGUUUCAGUAACACUGAUGAAGGCACUAGCUGAAACGCUUGUCUGCUUGACUCAGGUUCUUCUAGUUUCAGUAACACUGAUGAAGGCACUAGCUGAAACGCUUGUCUGCUUGACUCAGUUUCUUCUAGUUUCAGUAACACUGAUGAAGGCAC